Messenger RNA from Charadrius vociferus (killdeer), 1434 nucleotides. RefSeq names its product keratin, type II cytoskeletal 75-like. Gene Ontology annotation, cellular component: keratin filament. Gene Ontology annotation, molecular function: structural constituent of skin epidermis. The transcript has 10 exons. The record is from RefSeq and is a predicted model, not a curated record. Gene Ontology annotation, biological process: keratinization; intermediate filament organization. The coding region runs from base 1 to 1434 and encodes 477 amino acids. Lineage: Eukaryota; Metazoa; Chordata; Aves; Charadriiformes; Charadriidae.
AUGCCUGUUAACCGAAGCAGCUUCAGCUCCAUCUCCAUGUCCCGCAGCAGUGGUGGAGGCAUGGGACGGAUCAGCGGUGGUUUUGGCAGCAGGAGCCUUCACAAUCUAGGGGCAAGCAAGAGGAUCUCCAUGAGCGGAGGGUAUUGGUUUGGAGGAGGAUGUGGCGCUGGAGGUAUUCAAGAGGUCACGGUCAACCAACACCUCUUGGUACCUCUCAACUUGGAGAUUGACCCCAACAUGCAGAGAGUGCGGCAGGAGGAGAAGGAUCAGAUCAAAACCCUCAACAACAAGUUUGCCUCCUUCAUCGACAAGGUGCGGUUCCUGGAGCAACAAAAUAAAGUACUGGAGACCAAAUGGAGCCUCCUGAAAGACCAAAAAAUUGUGAAAAAUAACCUUGAGCCUAUGUUUGAUGCCUACAUCAGCAACAUGAGGAGACAGCUGGAGGCUCUGGGAGGGGAUCGGCUGCGGCUCAGCUCCGAGCUGAAGGCUAUGCAGGAUGCUGUGGAAGACUUCAAGAUCAGGUACGAAGAGGAGAUCAACAAGCGCACGGCUGCAGAGAAUGACUUCGUAAUGCUGAAGAAGGAUGCAGAUGCCGCCUACGUGAACAAGGUGGACCUGGGGACCAAGGUGGAAGCCCUGACAGAUGAGAUUAACUUCCUGCGAGCCCUCUACGAAGCAGAGCUGUCCCAGAUGCAGUCACAGAUCUCCGACACCUCCGUGGUGCUGUCCAUGGACACCAACCGAAGCCUGGACCUGAACAGCAUCAUCGCAGAGGUCAAAGCGCAGUACGAGGAUAUCGCCAACCGGAGCCGGGCGGAGGCCGAGUCCUGGUACCAGAGCAAGUAUGAGGAGCUGCAGCUCACGGCUGGCCGCCACGGAGACGACCUCCACAACACCAAGAUGGAGAUCUCAGAGAUGAACCGCAUGAUCCAGCGGCUCCACUCAGAAAUCGAUAGCGUAAAGAAACAGUGCGCCAGUUUGCAGACGGCCAUCGCAGAUGCCGAGCAGCGCGGGGAGAUGGCCGUCAAGGAUGCCAAAGCCAAGCUGGCUGGCCUGGAAGAUGCUCUGCAGAAAGCCAAGGCCGACCUGGCCCGGCAGCUCCGCGAGUACCAGGAGCUGAUGAACGUCAAGCUGGCCCUGGACAUCGAGAUCGCGACCUACAGAAAGCUGCUGGAGGGAGAGGAGACCAGGCUGGCUGGAGAAGGCGUUGGUGCAGUGAAUAUUUCCGUGGUCUCGUCCGGGAGCAGCUACGGAGGUGGGAACGCGCUGGGGAUGGGGUCAGGCUUCAGCAACAGGCUCAGCAUGGGGGGAAGCGGCGGCGGCGGCUCCAGCAGCGGGAGCUGCCUGGCCGGGGCAUUCAGCUCUGGCGCGGGAAGCAGCUCAAGCGUGAGGUUUGUAUCGAAAAGCACCACCAAGAAGAGCUAUCGGAGCUAA